Messenger RNA from Glycine soja, 426 nucleotides. RefSeq names its product egg cell-secreted protein 1.1-like. The record is from RefSeq and is a predicted model, not a curated record. The transcript has a single exon. Gene Ontology annotation, biological process: double fertilization forming a zygote and endosperm. Lineage: Eukaryota; Viridiplantae; Streptophyta; Magnoliopsida; Fabales; Fabaceae. Bases 1 to 426 code for a protein of 141 amino acids.
AUGGCUUCAACUCACAAGGUCUUUGCUGUGACAAUUCUUCUUCUUGCUGUGAACAUGGCUUCACCAUCAUCAUCAUCAUCAUCAUCCAAUACGAGCCUUGUUGCACGGUUGAAGCUUGAUGGUGAGUCAUCAAAUUGCUGGGACUCGUUGUUUGAGCUGCAAGCAUGCACUGGAGAGGUCAUAACCUUCUUCCUUAAUGGUGAGACAUAUUUGGGCCCAAGUUGCUGCCAGGCAAUAAGGAUUGUGGGCCAUGAUUGUUGGCCCGACAUGAUUGCCUCACUGGGCUUCACCACUGAAGAGGGUGAUGUUCUUCAGGGCUAUUGUGACUCUGAAAAAGAACAACUCCAUUCUCCUCCGUCUCCCACGUCACCAACCACUGUUGUUCAUGAUUUUGAUGAUGCAACCACCAAAGUGCUGCUUCCUUAA